CUUGGCACGAUGGCUCAGAAACCGCUGCGCCUGUUGGCUUGUGGUGAUGUUGAUGGAAAAUUUGAGGUUUUAUUCAAUAGAGUUCGAGCAAUCCAAAAGAAAAGUGGAGACUUUGAUCUGCUGUUGUGUGUAGGAAAUUUCUUUGGUUCCACCUCCGAGGCUGAAUGGGAAGAGUAUAAAACUGGCAUCAAGAAAGCCCCGAUUCAGACAUAUGUGCUGGGUGCCAAUAACCAGGAAACAGUAAAAUAUUUCAAGGAUGCCAAUGGAUGUGAAUUAGCUGAGAACAUUACUUACCUGGGACGUAAGGGUGUCUUCACUGGGAGCUCAGGAUUGCAGAUUGUAUACCUCAGUGGAAUGGAGGCCCUGAGUGAGCCUGCCCCAGCCUAUGGUUUCACUCCCAAGGAUGCCUCUACUCUGAAAGAUACAGUGUGUUCAGCACCUGGGUUUAAGGGUGUUGAUAUCUUGCUCACAUCCCCAUGGCCCAAGUACGUGGGAAACUUUGGGAAUUCUUCUGGAGAAGUGGAUACCAAAAAAUGUGGCUCUGCCUUGGUCUCCAGCCUUGCUACAAGCUUGAAACCAAGGUAUCAUUUUGCUGCUUUGGAAAAGAUGUAUUAUGAGAGGCUUCCAUACAGAAACCACAUCGUUCUGCAGGAAAGUGCACAACAUACUACCAGGUUUAUAGCUCUGGCAAAUGUUGGAAAUCCAGAAAAGAGAAAGUAUCUUUAUGCAUUCAGUAUUGUUCCGAUGAGACUAAUGGAUGCAGCAGAACUGGUCAAACAACCUCCAGAUGUCACUGAAAACCCUUACAGGAAAUCUGGGAAGGAAGCAGCUGUCGCAAAACAAAUUCCUGCCCCAGAGGAAGAACCAGCCUGUCAAUUUUUCUUUGAUUUAAAUGAAAAGCAGGGAAGAAAACGUUCCUCUACGGGCAGGGACAACAAGUCUCCUCACUCAAAGCAGCCUCGCAAACCUCCUCAGCCUCCAGGUCCCUGUUGGUUUUGUCUGGCCAGCCCUGAAGUGGAAAAGCAUUUGGUGGUCAAUGUUGGCACACAUUGCUACCUUGCCCUGGCCAAAGGAGGCUUGUCUGUUGACCACGUCCUCAUCCUGCCCAUUGGACACUACCAGUCAGUGGUGGAGCUUUCAGCAGAGGUGGUAGAGGAGGUGGAGAAGUACAAGACUACAUUGCGGCGCUUCUUUAAGAGCCGAGGGAAGCGCUGUGUUCUCUUUGAGAGGAACUAUAAGAGCCAUCAUCUCCAGCUUCAGGUCAUCCCUGUGCCACUCAGUUGCUGCACUACUGAUGACAUUAAAGAUGCCUUCAUUACCCAGGCACAGGAGCAACAGAUGGAGCUGUUGGAAAUCCCAGAGCACUCUGACAUUAAGCAGAUUGCACAACCAGGAGCUGCAUAUUUUUAUGUUGAGCUUGACACAGGAGAAAAACUUUUCCACAGAAUUAAAAAGAGUUUUCCUUUGCAGUUUGGAAGGGAGGUCUUGGCCAGUGAAGCCAUCCUUAAUAUUCCUGACAAGUCUGAUUGGAGGCAGUGUCAGAUCAGCAAGGAAGAGGAGGAGACCCUAGCUCGCCGAUUCCGGAAAGAUUUUGAACCGUUUGACUUCACUCUGGAUGACUGACCUGAGAGACAGGCCCCCAUCAAGGGCACAGGCAAUCCCAACAGUCUAUUCUUUUAGAAACUGUAACUGCUCUGAGAUCUGUUCCCCUGUCUCUGUUGGGAACAUUCCUAUGGAAUGUGCCCAUAGCAAGAGGCCUAAAAGUGAAUAGUUUCUGGGAAAAGUCACAUUCUAGGAUGAACAUUCUGUUAAAAGCAUGUCUCUCAUGUCUCCUUCCAAGCAUAGCUUGUCCUAAUCUGCAAUUUAAGAAACAUUUAAACCAUGAAAUAAAAUCCAUUGCUUUU
Messenger RNA from Suncus etruscus (white-toothed pygmy shrew), 1904 nucleotides. RefSeq names its product CWF19 like cell cycle control factor 1 (gene CWF19L1). The transcript has 14 exons. The record is from RefSeq and is a predicted model, not a curated record. Gene Ontology annotation, biological process: mRNA splicing, via spliceosome. The coding region runs from base 10 to 1623 and encodes 537 amino acids. Gene Ontology annotation, cellular component: post-mRNA release spliceosomal complex. Lineage: Eukaryota; Metazoa; Chordata; Mammalia; Eulipotyphla; Soricidae. Gene Ontology annotation, molecular function: RNA lariat debranching enzyme activator activity.